UAUCUUGUACCGGUUUGCAACAAUCGAAGCUCGACCAAAAUCGAAAUGUUAAAAAGAUUACUAUUCCAGGCUUCAACUCAGCGUCGUUCGCUGUUUGGUGCUUCCGCACCACUCUCACGGUGUCGUCAAUAUUCUUCUUCUCCUGCAUCAACUUCCCAAUCUUCUAACAGUACUUCUGUCGAACACUUGGAGGACAGAGAAGUUAGUACCACUCCCCCUUCUGCAGCAAUCUCCAUUGACCGAUCCGGCUUAUAUAAUCCUCCCGAGCAUUCCCAUGAACCGUCAUCGGGUACCGAGCUUGUUAAGCAUCUUAAGAGCAUCAUCAAGUUCAGAGGCGGGCCCAUCUCAGUUGCCGAAUAUAUGGAGGAAGUCUUGACUAACCCAAAGGCAGGAUUCUAUAUUAAUCGCGAUGUGUUUGGCGCAGAAGGUGAUUUUAUUACCUCUCCUGAAGUAAGCCAGAUGUUUGGAGAGAUGGUUGGUGUUUGGGCCAUGUGUCUUUGGGAGCAAAUGGGGCAACCGAAUAAAAUAAAUCUUGUAGAGCUGGGACCAGGACGAGGAACUCUCUUAGCUGAUCUUCUACGUGGUGCAUCAAAAUUUAGGAACUUCACAGAUUCUUUGCACAUACACAUGGUUGAAUGUAGUCCAACUCUAAAGAAACUCCAAUAUCAGAACUUGAUGUGUAUAAACAAGAAUGAUACAGAUGGAGAUGCAGAGGAACACAUUAUAAGCAGGUUGACUGGGACCAGUGUAUCAUGGCAUGCCACCCUGGAGCAAGUUCCGGCAGGAAUACCUACAAUCAUUAUUGCCCAUGAAUUUUACGAUGCCUUACCUGUUCAUCAGUUUCAGAGAGCAUCUCGAGGUUGGUGUGAGAAAAUGGUUGAUGUUGCUGAAAAUUCAAUGUUUCAGUUUGUUUUAUCUAAACAGCCAACUCCUGCAACUCUGUAUCUUCUGAAGCGCUUCAAAUGGGCUGAGAAUGAAGAUAUAGGCAAGCUUGAACAAGUUGAGGUUUGCCCCAAAGCAAUGGAGUUGACUCAAGAAAUUGCUAAAAGAAUUGGCUCAGAUGGUGGCGGGGCACUCAUUAUUGAUUAUGGUCUAAAUGGAAUAGUGUCAGACAGUCUUCAGGCUAUCCGAAAACAUGGAUUUGUUAAUAUACUUGAUAAUCCUGGAACUGCUGAUCUUAGUGCUUAUGUUGACUUUGCUGCAAUCAGGCACUCUGCAGAGGAAGCUUCAGAUGAUGUGACUGUGAAUGGCCCAAUGACUCAGUCUCAGUUUCUUGGAUCACUUGGAAUAAAUUUCAGGGUUGAGGCAUUGAUGGAGAACUGCACAGAUGAGCAGGCUGAUUCUUUAAGAACAGGUUACUGGCGUUUGGUGGGUGAAGGCGAGGCCCCAUUCUGGGAGGGUCCUGAGGGGCAGGCACCUAUUGGGAUGGGGACCAGAUAUUUGGCAAUGACAAUUGUGAACAAGAAGCAAGGAGUACCUAUUCCAUUUCAAUGAAACAUCUGCAAAUGGGCUUCCUGUUGUACUGGAAAAUGACCGUAUCCCCUUAGGUUUGGGGGAUUGUGGAAUUUGCUUCAUAACUUUUUCAUCUGCCAUUAAUGUGUAUAGCUGGAUGAAAGGCUAGGAAGAGACAGGAUGGUGAUGCUAGUUUUGUCCUGUUUCGAUGCAAUCAGUCUUUUCCUUUUGUUCUGAAGGAGAGAAUAUUUAGUCUUUUCAUACGUCUUUGUUUCUUCAGUUCUCUCGUGUCUCAACUGUGGUGCAACAAGAGAAUGUAGAUCCUACAUCAAGUUGUUAAGCUUUAUUGUUCCUGAAAGUUCAGCGGAAGCUAAAAGACUGAACCACUGGUAAGCUUCCACUUGAAGCGAAACUCGAGCAAACUGUAUGCAGUGGGAAUAAGUUCAUAAGGGAUCAUAUUUGUGUGUUUAGCAAUAUAAAUAUAAACAAUGUCUCCCUGUGGUUUUGCUAGUAUACAGUCGAUUUUUCUCAGGCAAAGCUUCCUGAAAUAAUUAUAUGGGAAUGCUUCCUUCUUAGAACAUUUUACUGUAUAUUGUUUUAAUGCUUUGUAGAAGAAGAGUGGUUGAUAUCUGUUGGAUGUAGCAUUUGCAUUUUGGGUGGGAGAGAAUGUACUGUUACAUAGGCUGUCAAAAGGAUUAAGCUCCAUCAGACAACUUUGUAGCACUAAAACUUCCCCUUUGACAAUGACCUGAUAUUUUAUUAAGAAAAAACUGCAUUUUAAAA
Solanum stenotomum is the source of this 2235-nucleotide messenger RNA. RefSeq lists its product as uncharacterized. Gene Ontology annotation, molecular function: protein-arginine omega-N symmetric methyltransferase activity. The record is from RefSeq and is a predicted model, not a curated record. Bases 46 to 1494 code for a protein of 482 amino acids. The transcript has 10 exons. NCBI's taxonomy places the organism in Eukaryota, Viridiplantae, Streptophyta, Magnoliopsida, Solanales, Solanaceae. Gene Ontology annotation, cellular component: mitochondrion. Gene Ontology annotation, biological process: mitochondrial respiratory chain complex I assembly.